Molecule: messenger RNA, 1867 nt
Organism: Pimephales promelas (fathead minnow)
Lineage: Eukaryota; Metazoa; Chordata; Actinopteri; Cypriniformes; Leuciscidae
Gene: tmem79a
Product: transmembrane protein 79a
Biological process (GO): regulated exocytosis
Cellular component (GO): trans-Golgi network membrane; lysosomal membrane
Source: RefSeq, a predicted model, not a curated record
GCCGGAGAAACCUGUGGACUGACCGUCGCACCUGUGCGCGUGCCCGAUCACCGCGAUCUCGGUCGAUUCUCACUCAUUCCUCAUCUGUUAUUAUCACUUAUAAUAUAAUACAUUCAUAGGGCUCUUCUGGAGUGUAAGUGUUGUGGUAAUGUCUGCUGUGUGUGUUCAGGAGAAACUGGUGGAACUGCAUUACUCACUCAUGAGAUGAUUCCAGAACAGUUCAGCUCAUAAACACACACACACACACACACUAAGAUGACGGAGGUGCUGAUCUUCAGUCCUGAGAUCAAACCUCUGAUGGCCGACCCGACCCGACCCGACGGAUCCGACAGCAGGACGGAGAGCGCAGGACAGCUGGAAGAACCGGACGCCUGGAUGGAGGCGGAGGAGAACGAUGCUGACGAUGAGGAGGAGGAGGAAGAUCAGCUGGUGCAAGCGUUCACACCCAACGUGAUGAUCCUGCAGUCGACGGGACGGGAACACACACAGAUCCCAGAGAUCCCGAUGCAGGAGAUCCCGAUGGAGAAGAUCCCGAUGGAUGAGCAGAACUUCACCCCCAGCGCUCCUCAGCACUUCCAGCCGGCCUGGAUCCACCAGAUCGACAAACCUGAAGACAGCAGUUGUGUGGAGGUUAUGCGGUUGUGUGUGUGUGUAACGGCUGCCGCGCUCAUGUUCCCGUUACUAACGUGGGCCGGUUACAAGCUCCUCCCCUUCGACGCCCCUGCGCUCGACAGCACCCCCCUCAGGCUGCUCUACACACUGCGCUGUGCGUUCUUCGCCAGCGCCCCCAUUGUGCUGGGUGUGCUGGUCCAGGGUGUGUCCCGGCUAAGGUUCGGGACGCUGAAGCCUCUGUUCGACGGGACGUGGGAGAAUCGCGAGGUCAAAGUUCACGGACUCUUCGUUCGAGACUCGCUCCACCUUUCCCUGCUCUUCUUCCUCCAGCUCGCUGUCAUGGCGACCUACGCCCGACCGGACCUGCUCAAACUGGUGCCGCUGCUCACCGUCGUCUUCGUGUUCGGCAGGAUGAUCUACUGGGUGUGUGUGGCGUUCGGCAGCAGUGUACGUGCGUUCGGACACGCGCUCUCCUUCCUGCCGCUGCUCGUCCUUCUGGGAGCAAACCUGUAUUUCAUUGGCUCUGUGGGCGGGCCGGAGGCGGUGUUUGACGUGGCUCCUCCCACCACGGCCCCGCCCCCGAGACUGCGAUGGUGGGGGUGAACCCAGAGUUCAGCAUUCAGAACAAUCCCUUUAAAUAAAGAUGAACGUGACUGGAGAACGACGACUGAUUGUCCGUCCUGAAUCCCUCGGCACACACUCGCUCCUGCACUGGGAACCGCUGAUGAAUGGCCAGAAACUCAAUGGUGUCAUGAAGAAACCGGUUUAACUGCUGAACCUGUGCUGUGCUCUUUCAGGAUCGAGUGAAGCUCACAAAGCCUGAAAUCUAAGAAGCACAAACACACCGUAACACAUCACACACAGCCUUUAUGAAGAAUGCACUAUACAGUGCUUUAAUGCACCUUACUGUAUGAUCUCAUUAAUAAUUGUGCUUUUGGAAAGUGACACUUGUUUUACGGCCGUUAUGAUGUCUCACAUUAUUUCAUUACCCUCCAAAUGUUUGUUAUUGUUUUAAAAAUAUCUUUCUAAUAACUAAUGUAAAAAUAAAUAACAGGGAUAUGCGUUUAAUAAUCAUGAAAAAUCUCCUAAAAGUUGUUAUUUGUAACCCGGAUAUGUUGGAUAAUAUUUGUGUAAUAUUUGAGAAAUGCAGUUGUUUAUGUCAUCCUGUGAUUAUAACUGUGGAUUUGUGCCAUAUUCCUCAUGUUUACUAAUGUUUGUCCUCAAAUGUUUAUGAAUAAAUGAUGCUCUAGAUGUG